AUGAAAAUAGUACAGUUUUUCAGUUUAACUGGAAUCAAGUAGCUCAUGCAUUUUGGCAGAGAUAUCCAAAUCCCAAUAGGCAGGUAUCAGAUUUAUAAUUAUGGAAUAUAUAAAAUUAUAAUAUUUUUUAUUAAUAAAUAUUUGUAAAUUAAUAAAUGGUUCAAAUUACUUUCUUAGUACCCAUGUUCUUACGGAAGAUACUGUAUCAAGAAAGAUUAAAAAUGGCAUGUUACAUACUACAAGACUUUUGACAAAAACUAACAGAGUACCAAAGUGGGGAGAGAGAUUUAUUAGUAAAAACGUUGUAAAAAUUAUUGAAGAGAGUACAGUGGAUCCCAAAACAAAAACUUUGACAACAUACACAAGAAAUUUAGGUUACACUAAAGUUAUGAGCAUUGUGGAGAAAGUUGUUUAUAAAGUAUGUGAAGAAAAUCCUAAUUGGACAAUUGCAAAAAGAUCAGCUUGGAUUGACAGUCAAGUAUUUGGAUUUAGUAGAGCUAUUCAAGCAUUUGGAUUGGAUAGAUUUAAAAAGAAUUGUACUUUGAUGUAUAAUGGGUUCAAUUAUGUCCUAGCACACAUGUUUCCACACACAGCACAAUAUAUGAAUCCACCACUUUCUCAAAUGGGUUUUGCUCAUCUAAUUGAUGAAGGAAUAAAAACUAGUCUCGCGGAAGACUUUCAACAUUCGUUACAAGGAAAAGCGGAAAAAGUAAAGGAUGCUGCUAAAAAAGCAACAGAUUUAGCAAAGAAAAGGGCCGGAACGAUUUAUGCUGCGUACCAACCUGAACAAUCAUAAAUCGAACGAUGUUACUAAUGCGAACAAUAAUCUAAAGUAUAUUUGGCGAUUAGAAACAAUGAAAAUAAAAAAAACAGUUUCAAAAUAAAAUUGGAAGAUAAUUCCUGCAAAUCGACCGAGUGAUGAAUAGGAUGAAGUCUUUAAUAAUUGUUUAGCAUCGUCUAUAAAUUAAUUUUCAUAUUUGAUUAAAUAAGAUUCGUUCGUUGAUGAAGUAUCAGAGGCGAAAAGAAAUUUUCGUUUAAACAAUUUCAAUGGUCAAUUGCGAUGAUAUUCCGUAUGAUUUUAUCACGUUGUCAUUCCUGUGAACUACCAAUUCAUUUUUGAUUUUUAAGAUUCAUAUACGACAUUUUUGUGAUAACAUUUUUAAAGUUAGCAAUUACUGACCAUGUUAAAUAUGGUGCGAAUAUUAUGCGAUGUUAUAUGGUGGUAAUAUUAUGGUGCCGGUGCAUCGUUAAAUUCAGAGUAAAUAAGGUUAAGAUCGGAACAUGAAAAAAUUGUGAAUAUAUGUUUUGUUCUGAUAAUGUUUAAUUGCUGUUAAAAACGACAUUAAGAAUAGAAAGUGGAACGAAAAAUGUAUAUGAUUUUGUAACAUACAUGUUAACAUAGUAUCCAUAAGGAAAAUUAAUCGAGGGUUCGAAAGAAUGCAUUCGUUUUAAUAAGAAUUAAAGCUAAUCUCAUUAAACGAGAUUGGCAAUAGAAAAGAAAGUUAGGAAUCGUAGAUAGCAGGUUAUAGAAACAGCACCCUUGUUUCAUCUAAGUAUUUCAUAUAAGCAUUUUUUUUACUGAUAUGAUUCAUUUUUCAUCGGUUCUAUACUGAUGUCUAAUGUCUUUCGUAUAUGUAAAAUUGGAAUUGCAAUUAAGAUAUCCCGGUGUAUAAAUAUUACAUAUAAUAAAAGAAAUGAUGUAAAUUACAGAUUAUAUCAUGUUUAUGUUGAAAGAAAUUUUAAUGUAAUAUUUAAUGUAAAAUUUAGUGUAAUAUUUAGUUGACAUUAUGAUUCAUGCAAAUAUUAUGUAGACAAAUUGUACAUUAUUAGUAUAUACGAAUAAACUGUUACCUUAUUACAAUA
Heterotrigona itama is the source of this 1863-nucleotide messenger RNA. The record is from the annotation of a GenBank genome assembly. Lineage: Eukaryota; Metazoa; Arthropoda; Insecta; Hymenoptera; Apidae.